This is a messenger RNA of Adineta steineri, 3036 nucleotides long. NCBI's taxonomy places the organism in Eukaryota, Metazoa, Rotifera, Eurotatoria, Adinetida, Adinetidae. The record is from the annotation of a GenBank genome assembly.
AUGGCUACGGCUGUCGAACAAUUAGUGAUUGAUCCUCAAUCACGUUUUCUCGAAAUGAAAUCUCUUCAACCUUAUUCAACAACAGAUGAAUAUUUAUAUGCUAUGAAAGAAGAUCUUGCUGAUUGGCUUUCAAAUAUGUAUCCAGAUUGGCAACCAAUUACAGCCGAUAAUUUCCUUGAAUGUUUAGAAAAUGGUGCACUUCUUUGUCAUCAUGCUAAUAAUGUAAAUGAUGCAGCACGCAAAAUGAAUUCAUUAUCAACAUUAACAGAUUGUAAAUUUCGUAUUGGUGCUCGACCACAAACAUUUAAUGCUCGUGAUAAUGUUUCACAAUUUAUUAAAUGGGCACGACGUAUUGCAGGUGUCCGUGAAGUUCUUAUGUUUGAAUCUGAUGAUUUAAUAUUACGAAAAAAUGAAAAAAAUUUCUUGCUAUGUUUACUUGAAAUCGCUCGUUUUGGUGCAAGAUUUGGUGUUAGUGUACCUGCUAUAAUUAAACUUGAAGAUGAAAUUGAACAAGAAAUUGCACGUGAUAAACAAGCACAAAGUCAAACAUUGACAGAAUUAAAAUAUUUACAACGAAAAGAAGCAGAGGAGGAAGAAGAAAAAAUCAAGGCGAGACGAAUCAAAGAAAUAGAAGAUGAAAAAAAUACAUUCGAAACAACGAAUUAUCAAUCUAUUCAUAAUAAUGAUAAACAAAUAAAUCAGGAUCCUUCAAAUACAUUUUUAUCUACAAAUCCAAAUGGUACUAAUUGGUUACAUGAUCGUGUAACCCAUAUAUCAGAAUUAUCGAAUAAUAAUAAUAAUAAUAGUAAACAAAGACAAAAUAGUGAAGCAAGUGAUGAUGAUAACAGAGCAUCUAAUGAAAUAAAUACAACGACUAUAGAUUUAAAUGGAACAUCAAAAUAUGCUCGAACAUUAGAUGAAAAUGAAAAUCCAGUUGAAGUACCCAAAUAUAUUCGAACAUUUGAUGACAGUGAGAAUCCAGUUGAAAUACCAAAAUAUACUCAAACGUUUGAUGAAAGAGAAGAUCCAACUGGAAUACCAAAAUACAAUCAAAACUUCGAUGAAAGAGAACAUCCAGUUGUAACACCCAAAUAUACUCAAACAUUCGAUGAAAGAGAAGAUUCAACUGGAAUACCAAAACAUACUCAGACAUUUAAUGAAAGAGAGAAUCCAACUGGAAAGGCAAAAUAUGUUCAAACCUUGGAUCAAAGAGAAAAUCCAAAAUAUACUCAAACAUUCGAUGAAAGAGACAAUCCAGUUGAAAUACCCAAAUAUAUUCGAACGUUCGAUGACCAAGAAAAUUCAAGUGAAAUACCAAAAUAUACUCAAACAUUAGAUGACAGAGAACAUCCAAUUGAACCACCACCAUCUUCAUCACAUUUACAUAAAACAGUAAUAAAAAUUGCAAAUUCAUGUUGUUGUUCGCAGCGUUUUCCGGUAAUACGUAUUGGUGAAGGAAAAUAUCGUAUUGGUGAAAAUGGUGCAAUUAUUUUUAUUCGAAUUCUGAGAAAUCAUGUUAUGGUUCGUGUUGGUGGUGGAUGGGAUACACUCGAAAAUUAUUUAAAUAAACAUGAUCCAUGUCGACGAUCAGGUGGUCAUCAUCGAUCUGAUCAUCAUCAUAAUCAUAAUCAUUCUGAUAUACCAAUUCUUGCUAUACCAAAUACAAAUAUAGCACCUAGUACUCAAAAAUCGACUCCUUUUGGUAAAUCCGUAACAAUAAGAACUGACGAAUUUCCUUUAGCAAAACCAUCUAAUCAUGAUACAAAUCUAGUCGAUGCUCAACUUGUUAUAACUCGAGGUGCUGAUGGACGUCAUCGUAUUGGACAAAUAACUUAUAAAAGUGAAGAAGAUAUUCUCAAUCAACAACAGCUAUCAUGUCCUCACCAUCAUCAUCAUCAUCAUCAAUCACCACCAACAGCAAGAAUCAAAAGUGCUCGUAGUACAGGACAUCUUACUCCUUCAUCAAUUUAUAGUAAACAAUCAUCACCAAGUACUGAUCAAGAUUAUUCCUCACUAACUGAAACUACACCUAGUAAACCAUCAUCAUCAUCUUCAUUAGAUUCAAAAGAUGAUUCAAUCGAACAAUCAUUCAAAUCAUUAAACAUAACUUCAAUUGAAAACGAACGUGUUCGAAAUUAUUCACCUGUAGUUAAAUCUCAUACACAACCACUUAUUCAUACGAAUGAUUAUUCAAUAAAUCAAUCGGAUCAACAAGAUAUUAAUCAUUUCAAUAAUAUACGAUCAAAAAUUACUGAAUCUAUUAUUGGUAAUAUUGAUGAUAAUAUUCAUCCUACAUAUAGUGGAUCAUCACAACAUGAUUUUGAUCUUAGUGAUAUUGAAGAUGUAAUGGAACUUCAUAAAAAUUUAGUUAAUGAUAAAGAUAUAACAACUAUGGAUAAUGAUAGUUUAGAAAGUAGUGAAGGUAUACUAGAAGAAACAAAGAAAUUACCACCUGUACCUACAACAAAAAAGUCAAUUGGAUCAGCUUCCACACUCUCCGCAGCACAAAAACAAAAACAAACUACUAAUCGUAAAAAUUCAAUUCCUACAUCUACUAGUCGAUAUUCUCCACGUCUAAAUUUAUUACCGAAUGUUGCUCAAACAGUUAAAAAAGAAGAACCAUUAAAUAAACAACGUCGUAAACCGACAAUUGCUACACAAAGAUCAAAAUCAUCAGAAUUAGUUGAUAAAAUAACUGAUACAUCAAAACUUGAUCGAGAUUCGGGUUUUGAUGAACAAGAUUUUCGUACUGAACGUUUACAUUCAAUUGGUGAUGAUAAUUCAAGUGUAUCAUCAAUGCGAAGUGCUAAAAGUUCAACAAUUCUUCAUUCAAAUAAACUUGAAUAUAAAGAAACAAAAUCUUAUGAAUUACGUAUGAAAAAAUUAGAUGCUAAACGUAUUUUAAAUGAAAAAACACAACCAAAAUUAUAUUCUACAGCAAGACGUGCAAGUGAUAUGAUACCUCCAACACCACCAAUACAUAAAUAUCGAAAAAAUAGUCAAUCUACUGUUAAUCUCAAACAACAGCAACCAUAA